AUGGCUGAUGAUAAAAUGUAUAUAUCGUACAACAAUGUACAUCAAUUAUGUCAAGAGUCAGCAGAUAAAAUCAAGCAGUUUAAACCAGAUUUAAUCAUUGCUAUUGGUGGUGGUGGGUUUAUACCAGCAAGAAUGUUAAGAUCAUUUUUAAAAGAACCAGGUCAACCAAAUGUUAGAAUUAUGGCAAUUAUUUUAUCAUUAUAUGAAGAAAUUAUAAAUUCAGAUGGAGUUGAAGAAAAACCUGGUACUCAAGUUGUUAGAACUCAAUGGAUUGAUUACAAUCAAUCCAAAGUAGAUUUAGUUGGUAAAAAUAUUUUAAUAAUUGAUGAAGUUGAUGAUACAAGAACAACUUUACAUUAUGCAAUUAGUGAAUUGAAAAAAGAUGUAAAAGAACAAUCAGAAGCUCAAGGUAAAGAUCCAAAUUCAACAAAAUUUGGAAUAUUUGUAUUACAUGAUAAAGAUAAGACUAAAAAAGCUGAUUUACCUGAUGAAAUAAUGAAAACUGGGAAUUAUUUUGCUGCAAGAACCGUACCAGAUUGUUGGAUUGCUUAUCCUUGGGAAUCAACUGAUAUUGUUUAUCAUCAAAAAAGAGCUGAAGAACAAGGUAAUGAUGUAUUUUUACCAUCAACUACAAAAGAAUAA
Molecule: messenger RNA, 642 nt
Organism: Lodderomyces jiufengensis
Lineage: Eukaryota; Fungi; Ascomycota; Pichiomycetes; Serinales; Debaryomycetaceae
Gene: HPT1
Product: hypoxanthine phosphoribosyltransferase
Exons: 1
Coding region: 1-642 (213 amino acids)
Biological process (GO): GMP salvage; IMP salvage; hypoxanthine metabolic process
Cellular component (GO): cytoplasm
Molecular function (GO): hypoxanthine phosphoribosyltransferase activity
Source: RefSeq, a predicted model, not a curated record